Messenger RNA from Effrenium voratum, 1824 nucleotides. The record is from the annotation of a GenBank genome assembly. NCBI's taxonomy places the organism in Eukaryota, Dinophyceae, Suessiales, Symbiodiniaceae.
AUGCAGUACGCACGUCAGGGUGUUGAUGUGGCGGUGCAUUGCGAUGAGGCCCUUCUUUCCGCGGGCCUGGGGACCGGGCGGGGGCUUUGGCACUAUGGGAGUCCUGUUCUGGCCCAGCCUGGAGCGUCACCGGCCGAAGUGUGGAGUGGCUACCGUGCUAACCUGGAGAGGUUGGAUCUCCUGCUCCUCGCGCCACUUGCGUCCGGGAGGGUGCGGGCGGAUUUCUUGCGCAACCAUUGGACCUGCGCAACCAUUGGACCGGGCGCAACUCAGCAGCUGGUCAAGCGAGCCGAGAAGGUGACCGUCCAGAAUGCUUUGCGGACCUGGGCGGAGUUCGAGGGCUUCCUUCAGCAGCGGGGGCGGUCCUUUCCACCGGAGCUGUUGGACCUGGAGGUCUUCAUCACGGAGGCCACGCCCGCACCGGCUCGCUCGUUGGCAAGUUUGCGCUGGAUCUUCAACCAGGCUAAGGCGGCGGUGAUGGAGCCCAGCAUGGUCAAUCGCCUGGAGCGGCGGAUCGUCCAGAUGUUUGAGGCUGGCGAGGAACGCUGGUCUGCGCUUCUGGGCGGCUGGUUGGGGAAGCAGAAGAAGCUCCGCCAAGGGUUCAGCUUCAUAAUUCCGAGCACUUUCCUCAGCGGCUUCCCCUGGGCGGAGGUGUUCCUCGAGGCAUGGAAGGCUCUUCCGCGGGCAGCCCAGCGCACCUCCGCACGGGACGGACGACCAUGGGCGCUGUCUGAGGUGAACCUGGUUUUGCGGACCGAGUUCCACUCGUAUUUGGAGGACGCCGAUGCCUUGAGCACCUACUCCUUUCGCAGGGUGGCGCCGACACUUGGUUCCCUUCUCAAGUUCACCGGCAAGGAGCUCUGUGCCCUUGGCGACUGGCAGGACCGCAGCCAAUUGGGCGAGGAGUCUCGCAUGCCCAUGCACUACUCCGGUGCUCGCUACUUGCUGAGUUUCAAGCAGAAGUUCGUAGCCCUACAAGCGCUCAAGACGCUGCAGGACUACACUGGUUGGGAGGGUAUCCCAACGGUGCAGUUGGAGCCGUCCAAGAAAGCGGGGAGGUCUUUCCAAGCCCGGGAUGAGGUGAUCAUCUGGGCGGCCCCUCCUAACAUGGAGGAGGUCCCGCUGGAUGUGGCGAUGCAGUACUACUACCGCGCUAAGCGGCGGGGCAGGGACUUGAAUCGAGUCUCAGUCGACAACCAGGCCUGUGCAUGGGUUUUGGAGGAAAUCGAGCAGCUGGAGGUGCGGGGUGGGGCAUCUAUUCGCGAGAACCCCGCCCGGAGCCUACACUGGGCUCUGCCCCAAGAGCAACGCGAGCUCGAGCCAAGUCGCAACGGCUGCGCCACAACCCAUUCUCAUGAUCCCAAGGAGUGGGAGCCUGUGGAGUGUGCCGCCGGUCGCUUCUACCCGAGCAAGGAGGAGGCUGAGUAUACGGCCCCGUUGUGCUCUGGCGGUGCGAACGGGCAGAGCAGUAUCCACUGUGGCGGAGAUGAUUGGUUGCCGCAUGAUGUGGCCUACAUCCACCAGUCCGGGCGGAUGACGUUGGUUUGCGACUGCCCCAUGGAGGUCCCAUGCGAGGCGUCCCAGGAGAGCAGCCUUGGCGGCCUGGGGGGGAUCCCAGGUGCCCAGGCGCUUCCACGCAACUUGCAGAAGCAUUCCCAGGUUGCUGAGGAAGCUGCGCAGUUUAGGGCUCCACCGGCCCCCAACAUCGAUGGAAAGCGCGACAUUCCGGCGCUGGGCCUAGUGCAGUCAUCGCAGCCAGCGUGUUUGCGGGGCUUGCUGGAGGAGGAGAGUGGCGAGACCAACGUGGUGUCGACCGCUACCUGA